This is a messenger RNA of Staurois parvus, 450 nucleotides long. The record is from the annotation of a GenBank genome assembly. NCBI's taxonomy places the organism in Eukaryota, Metazoa, Chordata, Amphibia, Anura, Ranidae.
GGGUCACCAGGCAUCAGGUCAUUUGGCUCGACAGCGGGCACCGCGUCAUCUGGCAAGGCAGUGGGCUCCGAGUCAACAGGCACGACAGUGGGCACCGGGUCAUCAGGUACCGGAUUGUCUGGCUCGACAGCAGGCAUCGGGUCACCAGGUUAUGACAGCGGGCACUGGGUCACCAGGCAUCAGGUCAUUUGGCUUGCCAGCGGGCACCGCGUCAUCUGGCAAGGCAGUGGGCACCGGGUCACCAGGCAUUGGAUCGUCUGGCUCGACAGCGGGCAUUGGGUCACCAGGCAUCAGGUCAUUUGGCUCGCCAGCGGGCACCGCGUCAAUCUGGCAAGGCAGUGGGCACCGAGUCACCAGGUACGACAGCGGGCUCUGAGUCAAUUGGCACGACAGCGGGCACCGGAUCAGGUACCGGAUCAUCUGGAUCAACAGCGGGCAUCGAGUCAACUG